UCACUCACUCACUCACUCACUCACUCACUCACUCACUCACUCACACAUUCACUCACUCACACAUUCAUUCACUCACUCACUCACUCACUCACUCACUCCCUCACACACACACACUGUUAUCAACCGGGGGCCCUUAGCAAUUUUCUCAGGAUAACAGGAAGGAGGGAGGUUUGAGCUUGUGUCUGAUAGUUGUCGUGUUAUUGGUCUGCCUGUGUAGCGUCUCUGACCCGGUGACCGGCCAUUUCAAAGGUAACACUGUCCUGGCACCCCAAUGGUGGAACCAACUUCCCCUGAUGCUAGGAGUCCCUGCCGUUCUUCCAAAAACGUUGGGCUCUGGAACCCUACCUCUUCAAAGACUAUCUUAAGCAAGGACGAGCUACUGAAUAACCACAGCCUGAGUCACCAAGGUAUCAAGUUACCAUCCUAGGGUGUCUGUGUGAUGCCCCCUACUAGUGGGUCCCCUCCAAGUGUGUGAUGCAUCAUGGCUCCGGUGCUGAGUGCCUUGUGGAAACUGGGGGUCUUAGGGUCAGGGGACGCCAUGGCGACGUCCUUAGGCAACGAGCAGCUGGUCCUAGUGGGCACCCUGAUGACCAUCUCUGUCUUCUUGCUGCUCUCACUGCUACUGCUGCUGUGUGCAGGCUGCCAGGGGCCAAAGACAUCAAAUGGCCGCCCAGUAGCCCACGAGAGCCUCAUGAAUGGAGUGUCUGAGAGAGAGACAUUUACCGGUAGUCAGUCUGUGGACAGCCCAGGGACUGACCUAUUGGUGAGCAGCUCACACAACGGCCCACUAACCAGUGGUACAGUGUUGACAGACACCCAGGACAGCAGUCCCCAGCCCUCUGAGGAGAUGCUGUCCAGUCAGUCAGAGCUGCGGAGUUCCAAGUGUCCCCAGGACCGCGAGCUGCCCAGCAUCCCACCCAACAGCGCCCUGAACGGGAUGGGAUCUUCCAGCGGACCCCUUCUCCCUCCCUCUGGAGACGGCACCUACGAGGUGGUGAAGGAGAGAGGUGGCGACUUGACGGCGUCCCGGGACGUAAGCGUUGAGGACUCCCUGUACGAGACAGUCAAAGAGUUGAAGGACCAUCCAGGAAGCAUGGCUGCAGGUCUACCCAACGGACACGGUACUACGUCCCCCCUCAGCCCUGAUGACAAUGAAAUUUCCCACAACCACCUCCCACCUCCCAACAACCCUCCAGCCCUCCACAACGGCCAACUCAGCCCCGGCACCCCAGAGCGGGGGCCCCUUUGCGCGGGAGUGGAGUAUGCCUCAGUGAAUCUGAACAAGAAGAGCCGUUACAGUGCAGAGCUGGAGACCAGGCGCUCAGCCACCAUCGCUGCUGCUGUGAACCCCACAGAGGAGCCCGAGGAGGAGGACAGACCCCCGCCUGUACCUGACAAGAUGCUGGAUGAGAACGACAACCAGCCUACCAUGAUGGACGCAGGAGCGGUGGUGGUACUGGGGGCCGCGCUACAAAACGGACAGUUAGACUUUCCGCUGUCUACCUCACCGUGGCGAGACAACCCUGUGGUGUCAGAGAGCGAGCUGUCAGACAUGUACUCCAUGGUGGGGAAGCCAGGUCUAGAUGUGGAGGAGAAGGAGAGUGACUACAGCAGCAUUGCUGAUAUCAAGGGUCUGGUCUCCGAGUAUUCCUCCAGUGAUCUCUAUGCUACCGUCAGUGACAUCUACCCCCAGCCCAGAGAGGGGGAGUCAGACCCCCAGGGACCCCCCACAGAGAGCACCGAGCCUGGCUACGAGAUCAUCCACAUCCCUAAGACCGACAGUGGAGAGGACUUGGGGCUGGGGAACCAGGUUCAGGAGCCAGACUAUGAGAGUGUAGGUGAGCUGGCCCUUGGGUUGAACAGGGAGAGCUCCCGUCUCUGACUGCCUAUGGGCCCUAAAGCCUGAGUCUCUGGGGCCUCACCCUCCACCCCAGCCAUUAACCUCACUCCUAGCCUCACCCUCAACCCCAGCCAUUAACCUCACUCCUAGCCUCACCCUCAACCCCAGCCAUUAGCCUAACUCCUAGCCUCACCCUCAACCCCAGCCAUUAGCCUAACUCCUAGCCUCACCCUCAACCCCAGCCAUUAGCCUAACUCCGAGUCUCACCCUCAACCGCAGCCAUUAGCCUAACUCCUAGCCUCAACCCCAGCCAUUAGCCUAACUCCUAACCUCACCCUCAACCCCAGCCAUUAGCCUAACUCCUAGCCUCAACCCCAGCCAUUAGCCUAACUCCUAACCUCACCCUCAACCCCAGCCAUUAGCCUAACUCCUAGCCUCAACCCCAGCCAUUAGCCUAACUCCUAGCCUCACCCUCAACCCCAGCCAUUAGCCUAACUCCUAGCCUCACUCUCAACCCCAGCCAUUAGCCUAACUCCUAGCCUCACCCUCAACCCCAGCCAUUAGCCUAACUCAUAGCCUCAACCCCAGCCAUUAGCCUAACUCCUAGCCUCAACCCCAGCCAUUAGCCUACCUCCUAGUCUCACUCUCAACCCCAGCCAUUAGCCUAACUCCUAACCUCACUCUCAACCCCAGCCAUUAGCCUAACUCCUAACCUCACUCUCAACCCCAGCCAUUAGCCUAACGCCUAGCCUCACCCUCAACCCCAGCCAUUAGCCUAACUCCUAGCCUCAACCCCAGCCAUUAGCCUAACUCCUAGCCUCAACCCCAGCCAUUAGCCUAACUCCUAGUCUCACUCUCAACCCCAGCCAUUAGCCUAACUCCUAGUCUCACUCUCAACCCCAGCCAUUAGCCUAACUCCUAGUCUCACCCUCAACCCCAGCCAUUAGCUUAACUCCUAGCCUCACUCUCAACCCCAGCCAUUAGCCUAACUCCUAGUCUCACUCUCAACCCCAGCCAUUAGCCUAACUCCUAACCUCAACCCCAGCCAUUAGCCUAACUCCUAACCUCACUCUCAACCCCAGCCAUUAGCCUAACUCCUAACCUCACUCUCAACCCCAGCCGUUAGCCUAACUCCUAACCUCACUCUCAACCCCAGCCGUUAGCCUAACUCCUAGUCUCACCCACAACCCCAGCCGUUAACCUAACUCCUAACCUCACCCUCAACCCCAGCCAUUAGCCUUACUCCUAGCCUCACCCUCAACCCCAGCCGUUAGCCUAACUCCUAGCCUCAACCCCAGCCGUUAGCCUAACUCCUAACCUCACUCUCAACCCCAGCCAUUAGCCUAACUCCUAACCUCACUCUCAACCCCAGCCGUUAGCCUAACUCCUAGCCUCAACCCCAGCCGUUAGCCUAACUCCUAACCUCACUCUCAACCCCAGCCGUUAGCCUAACUCCUAACCUCACUCUCAACCCCAGCCGUUAGCCUAACUCCUAGCCUCACUCUCAACCCCAGCCGUUAGCCUAACUCCUAGCCUCAACCCCAGCCGUUAGCCUAACUCCUAGCCUCAACCCCAGCCGUUAGCCUAACUCCUAGCCUCAACCCCAGCCGUUAGCCUAACUCCUAGCCUCAACCCCAGCCGUUAGCCUAACUCCUAGCCUCAACCCCAGCCGUUAGCCUAACUCCUAGCCUCACCCACAACCAGCAGCCCUGAUGUGAGGGACACCACCACAUGGUUCUGAACUACAACCUUCAACCCUACCAUCUAUCACCAAUUCAGGGUUUCCGCUCACUGCCCCCUCAGUGCAGUUUGGGUGCGCCCACCGCCCAAGGUUAUCUGAUUGAACUAUAAUCUUAACUCGCCCUCGUCCAUUCAUGGUGCCCUUAAAUUACAAUGUACGCAAGGUGCUGUCAUUUCAUUGAUAUCUGAACUAUGAAAUCACCAGCCAUUGUCAAGUGAUUGGCCUCCGUCCUCUUUGUUAUCAUCGACUGCUGUCAAUGUGGGAAGGGAAGGGAAAGGACAUGAAUUAAAUGCACUAGAUUAUCCAUCACCAUCAUAAUCACUUUAUCAGACUACAGAGUGAUCCAUUCCUAGGCAUUUAUAACCAGUCAUUACAAAUUGAGUUGAUGUUAUAAGGCUGGUGAGAAGCUGACUGGCCAGUUACAUUUGUCAGUGCCUUUUGAUUGAAAACCACUGAGUCUUUGUGCCAUAAUGUCGUUCUAUAAAGGUAUGAGUUAAAGGUUUCCCCACAAUGUAGUGGCACUUUUUAUAUCCUCCGUUCUUCCUUCCUUGUGCCCCGUUUCAUUCAGAAAUUCAUGCGAGAUAUGACAGAUAUGGGCGAUGUGAGAGAUAUGACAGAUAUGGGCGAUAUGAGAGAUAUGACAGAUAUGGGCGAUAUGAGAGAUAUGAGAGAUAUGGGCGAUAUGAGAGAUAUGAGAGAUAUGACAGAUAUGGGCGAUAUGAGAGAUAUGACAGAUAUGGGCGAUAUGAGAGAUAUGACAGAUAUGGGCGAUAUGAGAGAUAUGACAGAUAUGAGCGAUAUGAGAGAUAUGACAGAUAUGGGCGAUAUGAGAGAUAUGACAGAUAUGGGCGAUAUGAGAGAUAUGACAGAUAUGGGCGAUAUGAGAGAUAUGACAGAUAUGGGCGAUAUGAGAGAUAUGACAGAUAUGGGCGAUAUGAGAGAUAUGACAGAUAUGGGCGAUAUGAGAGAUAUGACAGAUAUGGGCGAUAUGAGAGAUGUGGGCGAUAUGCAAGAUAUGACAGAUAUCAGAGAUAUGGGCGAUAUGAGAGAUAUGAGAGAUAUGUGAGAUAUGAGAGAUAUGGGCGAUAUGAGAGAUAUGACAGAUAUGGGCGAUAUGAGAGAUAUGAGAGAUAUGUGAGAUAUGAGAGAUAUGGGCGAUAUGGGCGAUAUGAGAGAUAUGAGAGAUAUGGGCGAUAUGAGAGAUAUGGGCGAUAUGAGAGAUAUGUGAGAUAUGAGAGAUAUGGGCGAUAUGAGAGAUAUGGGCGAUAUGAGAGAUAUGAGAGAUAUGGGCGAUAUGAGAGAUAUGAGAGAUAUGUGAGAUAUGAGAUCUAUGAUAGAUAUGACAGAUAUCAGAGAUAUGGGCGAUAUGAGAGAUGAGAGAUAUGAGAAAUAUGUGAGAUAUGUGUACUUACAUACUAUUGAAAAAAUAAGUAGCAGCAAGUCAGGCAUCUAGCAGCAAGUUUAGACAUCCAAACUCGAAAUAGAACUGCUUGUUUUAGUUUCUAAAGCAUUUUAAAAAUAUUUCACAUGUCAACCGUUUGAUCAAAUUCCUAUUUAUUUCAAGAUGAUGGAUCAUUGUGCGAUUUAAAGGAUAUCAGGAAGGGCGUUUGUUUAUGAGGGAAACUUUAAGAGCUUUUGUUCUGUACAUGGGAUAAAGAGAAGAAGAAGUGGGUUGCCGGGGUAAUAAAGUAGUAGUCAAGGUACUCAUAAAUGAUUGUGACUUUUUAAAAAGGACUUAUUUGUUCAAAAACAAGACAAACAAUGGUGAGACCAUAUCUAUCAAUGUUUUGAUUUCUUCUUAAAAUCUUGUGAGAAUUGUUCAACUCAGUUGUUUUUCUUUUUUAUAUUUCUCCACAGGAUUCAAAAUGUAUUUAAAAUACUUGUAUUCUCUCAAUGUGACAAUAUGCAACAGCAAAACUGUGUGUGUUAAUGCAUCUGAUUUGAUGAAGGCGUAUAUUAUGUGUUUAUAGAGUGUUUAUGUUUCUGCUUACCUUAAUGUACGGUCUGUAUUAAUAUGUUUGAAAAUUAUUCUAAAGCACAAAGUGUCAAAAACGUUAUGGUACAGCUUGUGUACAGAGCUUAUAGCAGCUUCAUCCUAAAUACACUGAGUGGACAAAACAUUAGGAAUACCUUCCUAGUAUUGAGUUACCCCUCUUUUUGCCCUCAGAACAGCCUCAAUUCGUCGGGGCAUGGACUCUACAAGGUGGGUGGUGGACCAUUCUUGAUACACACAGGAAACUGUUGAGCGUGAAAAACCCAGCAGCGUUGCAGUUCUUGACACUCUCAAACUGGUGCGCCUGGCACCUACUACCAUACCCCCGUUCAAAGGCACUUACAUUUUUUGUCUUGCACAUUCACCCUCAUAAUGGCACAUAUACACAAUCCAUGUCUCAAUUGUCUCAAGGCUUAAAAAUCCUUCUAAACCUGUCUCCUCCCCUUCAUCUACACUGAUUGAAGUGGAUUUAACAAGUGACAUUAAUAAGGGAUCAUAGCUUUCACCUGGUCAGUCUAUGCCAUGGAAAGAGCAGGUGUUCCUAAUGUUUUGUUCACUCAGUGUAUCUACCCCUUCAUGGGCACAAUUUGAAUAUUUUAACUAGCACUAUUACAGCAGCAUGUGACGACAUGCCAACCGAGGCCUGUAUAUAGUUAGAGAACUAUUUUAUCCAUUUAUUACACAGUUAUUGUAUGAAUUUGUGAAUGGUAAAGUAUAUUUUGUGGUAUGUAUGACUGUGAUGUGGACUGGUUUAUAGUGGCUAUGAGACGACCUACAGUACAGUAAGUCCAUGGUGUCAUUUGAAGGGUAUUGAAUAGGAAAAGUGUGCCCCUCACUCAGACUGUGACCCAACUAUUGUUGAUAAGAUACCGUUUGUGAUUGAAUGGUGGCUCACAAAUGUUUUGGGUUCUGUAUUCUGUUUAAUUAACAGGACACCAACCCAUUGGUUAUUUUGUUCUGUCAUUUUAUUAACAUGGUACAUUGUGGUGUUUUAAAGCUUUUUAAAACAUGAAGGUUAAAGCUGCUACUUUUAUUUUUAAAAAGACAAUUAAUUAAUAUCCGAAUGAAUAUUGUUGUGUGGUGUUUAUUUUCAGACUAACCGAGUCAAUUCUGACUGUGAAUAACUAGCUAUUGCAUUGAUGAUAACUACAUUCGACAGGAAAACACUGAUAGUAGCUUAUUUUCCAUCCCAUUUCUCUGUUAUCUCAAUAUUGCACAUUAUUGUUGUACGCAGAGUGAGUGAGUGCAUAUUUCAUUAAACAUGUUUUGAGUUUGUAUAAGCUUGUUGACGACAAAUCCAGCACCCAGGUUGACUGAUAUUAGAUUCAUGAAUGAUAUUCAAUAAGGAGAGAAAGGACUGAUCCCAUUAAAUUAUCCACAAUUGAUAAAUGUGCAUUAAAGAUGUUAUACAUUUCA
Molecule: messenger RNA, 6990 nt
Organism: Salvelinus fontinalis (brook trout)
Lineage: Eukaryota; Metazoa; Chordata; Actinopteri; Salmoniformes; Salmonidae
Product: phosphoprotein associated with glycosphingolipid-enriched microdomains 1-like
Exons: 9
Coding region: 482-1882 (466 amino acids)
Biological process (GO): negative regulation of T cell activation; intracellular signal transduction
Cellular component (GO): membrane raft; plasma membrane
Source: RefSeq, a predicted model, not a curated record